This is a messenger RNA of Microthlaspi erraticum, 1575 nucleotides long. Lineage: Eukaryota; Viridiplantae; Streptophyta; Magnoliopsida; Brassicales; Brassicaceae. The record is from the annotation of a GenBank genome assembly.
AUGAAGACGACGAAAGGAGGGAAAGUGAUGAACCCUACUGAUGCUUACCGCAAGCAGAUUCGCAAGAGGGAAAUUAAACGUAACAAGAAAGAGAGGCAGAAGGUAAGAGAGGUGGGGAUUUUGAAGAAGGAUCCGGAACAAAUCAAGGAACAGAUCAGGAAACUCGAUAUGUCAAAGGCUGAAGGUGCUUUGGACAAAGCGAGAAAACAUAAAAAGAGACAGCUUGAAGAUACUCUAAAGAUGGUUGUGAAGAAGAGAAAGGAAUUUGAUGAGAAAAAGAAGGAACAAGGAGAGGCAUCAACAUCUGUUAUGUUCAGUCACCUACCCGCCCAACGAAGAACAACAGGAGAAGAGGACUUAAAACCAGAGGACUCUGUUUAUUAUCACCCUACUUUGAACCCGACUGGUGCACCACCUCCCGGAAAGCCACCAAUGUAUAAUUCAUCCAUAGGACCUAGAAUCUCCUCUGAUGGUGCUUCAUCUAGUGGUGCUGCUGCAUUGUCUUCCAAUACCGAGUCAGAAGAUUCCGCCUUAGUUGCUCCUCCCCUGCCUCCACUUCCUCCUCUACCGGAUGUGGAUAAUGCUCUAUCUGCUUCUUUGCCUCUUCCACCUCCACCUCCUUUGCCGCCAACCACAGGCCAUACUUUGUCACAUGCACCAUUUCCACCACCGCCUCCGGGCCCAGCACCUAGAGAGCAGGAUUUGGUCCGUCCUCCUCUUCCUCCACCCCCUCCACUUCCUCAAUCUUCCCAACCGCCUCCUCCUGGUCUAACUGGAAACGAAGGCGAUGGUAGAUUCCCUGAAUCAUCAAAUCAAACCUUCUACGAGCACAAGAACGCUAAUGUAACUUCCGUCCCUCCUCCCCCACCACCGACGAAGCCUCCAAGCAACGACUCUGAGAGUGGCCCAUCAGAAUCUAUCGCGACUAGUUUUCAAAACGCUAACUUCUCUAAGAUGGUUGCACCACCACCGCCACCACCUUUACAUCAGCAACACCAAUCAGCGUUUCCAGGAGCUCCUGCUUCACUAAAUAAUUUUCAGCAUGAUGUUUUUCUGCCUCCAGGAAUGUUGCGUUUUCCACCUCCACCGCCUCCACACGAUAUGCAUCCUCCUCUUCCGGGAAUGCCUGGUGGUCAUCUAAUGCCGAGGCCACCGUAUGGACCACCACCUGGACCGCCUCCUAUGAUGAGACCGCCGCUUCCACCGGGACCACCACCGUCUAGUUUCCAAGACAGUCAAGCAAUGAUCAGACCAUAUGUACCAAACAAACCAUCUUUUGUAAAAUCCGCUGCUCCUACAGUUGUCAGGCGACCACUCGCUCAUCACACACCUGAGCUUACAUCCAUGGUCCCUGCCUCCGUUCGAGUGAGAAGAGAGUCAGCAACUGUAACCAAACCAAAGCCAAAGACAUCGAUAGCCUCGAGCUUGAGUUUUACACCGAGAGCUAUGGCUAACACUGCACCAGUGAAGGUAGAGUCAGCCAAGACAUCUGCAGCUUCAAAGCCACCGAGCAUUGAUGAUUCUUACUCAGCUUUCUUAGAGGACAUGAAAGCUCUUGGAGCACUUGAUGGAUAG